UGGUCGCUCCGCUGUGGGAUCGCUGGGGGCGCUAAUGUGUGCAACACCCGGUGUUUGAGUUGCGGGAUGGAGUUUCGCUGACACACACACACACACAUAUACAAAAGCGUUACGGAAUAUUUGUUUUGACCCUGUCUGUCCACUAACAAAGCCAAAUCUACCGGGCGCACCUACCCGAGCAGCAUGGCCGAGAAUAUUAUCAUCAGGGUGCAGUCCCCAGAAGGGAUGAAAAAAAUUCCUUCUACAAAGAGGGAGACAGCUGCUGCUUUUUUAAAGAAGGUGGCCAAAGAAUUUGGGUUCAACUCUAAUGGGUUUUCGGUUUAUCUGAACCGCAACAAAACCGGAGAGCUCGUAUCCCAGAACAAAACCCUCAGCCUUCUUAAGAUCAAGCAUGGGGACAUGUUGUUUUUGUUCCCUUCAGAAUCCUCCACCUCCUCCGGGGAGGUUAUGGACACGGCCACCCCUCACACAUCUUCGUCACUACCAUCCGUCUCGUCCUCUUCUUCGUCCUCCAUGAUCCCCCGGUCCUUUUCAGCGCCCCAGGUCCAGGAAGAUGAGAUCGAUCAGUAUCUGGCCAAGCAAGAUGGCAAGAUCUACAGAAACAGAGAUCCGCAGCUAUGUCGCCAUGGUGCCCUUGGGAAGUGUGUGCACUGUGUACCGCUAGAGCCUUUUGACGAAGACUACCUGAAUCACCUCGACCCACCAGUGAAGCACAUGUCAUUCCACGCAUACCUUCGCAAGCUGACGGGUGGCGCUGAUAAGGGGAAGUUUGCUGCUCUGGAGAACAUCAGCUGUAAGAUAAAGUCAGGCUGCGAGGGUCACCCUCCCUGGCCGGAAGGCAUCUGCACCAAGUGCCAGCCGAGUGCCAUCACAUUGAACAGACAGAAAUACAGACAUGUAGACAACAUCAUGUUUGAGAACCACACCAUUGCUGACCGCUUCUUGGACUUCUGGAGGAAGACGGGCAGUCAGAGGAUGGGCUACUUGUACGGCAGAUACACAGAGCACACAGACAUCCCCCUGGGCAUCAGAGCGGAAGUGGCUGCCAUCUACGAACCCCCACAGAAUGCCACCCAGAACAGCCUGGAACUGUUGGAUGAUCCCAAAGCUGCAGCCGUGGACGAGAUUGCUGCCAAACUGGGCAUGUGCAAGGUGGGGUGGAUCUUCACGGACCUGCUGUCUGAGGAUACGAGGAUAGGCACCGUCCGCUACUCGAGAAACAGCGACUCGUAUUACCUGAGCGCGGAGGAGUGCAUCACAGCAGGAUACUUCCAGAAUGAACAUUCAAAUCCCUGCAGACUUUCUCGAGACGGACACUUUGGAUCCAAAUUUGUGACUGUGGUCGCGACAGGUGGUCCAGAUAACCAGGUGCACUUUGAAGGAUAUCAGGUGUCCAACCAGUGCAUGGCUCUGGUGAGAGACGAGUGCCUACUGCCCUGCAAAGACGCUCCCGAGCUGGGCUACGCUCAAGAGUCGAGCCCUGAGCAGUACGUACCAGACGUCUUCUAUAAGGACAAAGACAAAUUUGGAAAUGAUGUCACGUUUCUAGCUCGACCUCUUCCCGUGGAGUAUCUUAUUAUAGAUAUAACCACAACUUUUCCAAAGGACCCCCAGUAUACCUUUUCUUCUACGCAACGCUUUCCCAUUGAAAACCGGGAUAUUCUUGGAGAGACACAGGAUUUUCACAGUUUAGCCACAUACCUGUCCCAGUGCACCUCCACAUCAUUCCUGAACAUCGUGUCAGACUUUCAUCUUCUCCUCUUCCUCGUCACCAAUGAAGUCAUGCCUCUGAGAGACAGCAUCGGGCUGCUACUUGAAGCAGUGAAGACUUCUAAUGAGGAUCUGGCACAGACCUGGAAGAAGUCUGAGCAGUGGGCCACCAUCGAGCAGCUGUGCAGUACAGUGGGUGGGCAGCCCUCCAGCUCUCUGGAUUACGGGGCCAUGGGCGGCCCCUCGGUUCCUGCCUCCUCCUCCGCCAUGUGGUCCUGCCUCCACUGUACCUUCAUGAACCAGCCCGGCACUGAGCACUGUGAAAUGUGCAGCCUGCCCCGCAGUUAAAACCCUUCGCCCUCGGCCCUGCUUCCACACCCUUCACCGAUCGAGCUCAGUCACUGCACCAGGACCAGCUGCGAGACUCUGACGGCGUCAGCGAUCUUUUCUUUUCUCGCCUCGCGUCGAAGCCUCUGCCCUUCCCAUCUCACAGGCUGCUGUGACGUGCAGAGGGAUUUGCUCGUUUCCAUCAAUUUCACUGAGUCAAAAUAAAGUUGAAUCAGAGUUUU
Molecule: messenger RNA, 2279 nt
Organism: Pundamilia nyererei
Lineage: Eukaryota; Metazoa; Chordata; Actinopteri; Cichliformes; Cichlidae
Gene: nploc4
Product: NPL4 homolog, ubiquitin recognition factor
Exons: 17
Coding region: 184-2058 (624 amino acids)
Biological process (GO): ubiquitin-dependent protein catabolic process
Cellular component (GO): nucleus
Molecular function (GO): ubiquitin protein ligase binding; ubiquitin binding
Source: RefSeq, a predicted model, not a curated record